AGUUUCUUCCAAUACUUCUCCUCCACCCGCCGUGUCGACCCUGGCUUCUUCAUCGACACUACUCAGGACCGCUGCGCCAGUGCCGAUGCUGCACAGCUGAACGAUGAUGGCGCAGCAUCAGGCCCAGCAGCGCGGGGGCCAGAGGAACGACUGUGUGUGUAUAUGCCACACUGCGAGUGUCUGGCCUGUCCGAUGCUUCACAGACAGCCGCGAAUAAACUGGCCAGAUCAAGAGAUUUCACCAGAGCCUACUCGGACGUUGACGAUUGCCUUGCCAUGA
This is a messenger RNA of Colletotrichum abscissum, 279 nucleotides long. RefSeq lists its product as uncharacterized. The annotation marks the transcript as partial. The record is from RefSeq and is a predicted model, not a curated record. Lineage: Eukaryota; Fungi; Ascomycota; Sordariomycetes; Glomerellales; Glomerellaceae. The transcript has a single exon.